Messenger RNA from Striga hermonthica, 1932 nucleotides. The record is from the annotation of a GenBank genome assembly. NCBI's taxonomy places the organism in Eukaryota, Viridiplantae, Streptophyta, Magnoliopsida, Lamiales, Orobanchaceae.
AUGUUCAAGCACUCGCCGCGUAGGAACAACAGAAACAAAGGGAUAAAGGUGAAGCAUGUGCUCCAAAUAGGCCUCCUGCUUGGGAUCUGCUUCUGGCUGCUUUACCAGGUCCAGCAGUCGCACAACAAAAAGGUGGACAACCCGAGAAUCUUGACAAAGCUAGAGAACGAGCCGAACGGCAUCAAGCUCGGGAGAAAGGAUCUCAAUCCCAAGACUGAAAUCAAUGAGGAGGAUGAGAAGGAGAAAGAGGUGGACCAAAAUGUGCAUUUUGAUGAUGAGAACAAGCCAGGCGAGCGGUGGCAAGAGCAAGAGAAGACGGAUGAGAGAGAAAACGCGGUGAGAGAAGAUGAAGGGAGUAAGGCAGCGAAUGAGGAGAGGACAGAUGGCGAGGAGAAGGAAAGUAAUGAAGGGAGUAAGGAAGAGGAAGGUGGAGACAGAGUCGAGGAGAUUAGUGAAAAUGGAGAUGCGAAUAAUGAAGGAGACAGCUCGGAGAGUAAAAUUGAGGAGACAACGGGUGAGAACGAGAGCACGGAGAAUAAAGUUGAGGAGACAACGGGUGAACACGAGAUUACAGAGGAUAAUGUCGGAGAGGACAAGGAUCAAGAGAUCAUUGAAAACAAGAGGGAAGAAGUUGCGAGAGAUAAUGAGGGAACAGAGAGCAAGACUGAAGAAAUUGCAGAGAACAAGAAUGAAGAAAGUACGGGAGAAAAUGUGGGUGCUGGGAACAGUAAUGAAGAAACUGGGGAAAACAAGAAUGAGGAAACUACGGGAGAAACUGUGAGAAAUGAGAGCAAAAACGAAGAAAUUGGUGAAAACAAGAAUGAAGAUACUACUGGAGAAAAUGUGGGGCAGGAGAACAGAAAUGAAGAAAUUGCAGAGAACAAAAAUGGAGAAAGUGUGGAAGGAAGUGAGAGCAAGCAGAACAACGAGGAAAUGACAGAAAAUAAGAAUGAAAAAACAAAAGGAGACGGUGAGAACACGGAGACCAAGAAUGAGGAAAUUAAAGGAGAGAGCGAUAAUAUGCAGAACAGAAGUGAGGAAAAUAGAGGAGAGAACGAGAGCAAAGAAAGCAAAGGUGAUGGAGGAAAAAGUGAAGAAAUGGCUGCAGGAGAGAAUGAGAAUAAAACUUCAGAGAAAACGGAAGGAAAUGGGAAUGAAGAGAACGAAAAUAAAGAAUACUCCAAGGACAACGAGAAUAAAGAGAACCAGAGUGAAGCUUCACAGCCGAACCUUACAGAAGGCGAGGGAGAGAAAAACAAUGGCCAAGAAGAGACCAAAGAAGGUAAUGAAACCGCUCACGAGAAGAACCACCAAGUUGAGAAGCAGAAAGACGGUGCGGAUCAAAUUAGAAAUGAACAGACUAACGAGGGCACCAUGGAAGAGCAUGGUUCGGGUCAAAGUGUCGCCAAUGACUCGGUAGAAAAUUCUCAAAGUGAAAUGGAAACAGAGAAUGUUAGCUUGGCUACUUCAAAUGAGGAUGAGAAGUCAAGUAGGCAGAACGAGUCUAAUGAAAACAGCAUCCAUAAUUCAGAGUCGAUCAAUGAGAACGAGCACAAUCAUGAUUCUUCAGAUGAACCAAAUGGAGGUAAUGGCGAUUUCAGCCAAAGCCAAAACGAAAAAUCUGGAGAAGUUGAAAAGGAGAAGACAGAGAAAACCGGUACCAGUGAUGAGAAAGUGGAAGGAAAUUCGACUCCAACGACGAGUGAGAAUGUUGAGAACAAUCCGGAAACUUCAACUGAGAUAACAACCUCCUUUACAGACAGUAAUGGCAGUGAUGAUGUGGGCGGAACUCAGCCGGAAGUUUCUUCUUCCGAACAUGAACAGGUAGACUCAUCCACCUCACUUCCUCAAGAAGAGACGAACGCCCGUACAGACUUGGAUACUCUUCCAGAAGCGGGAAAGGAUGCUAACAGCCAUGAGGCAACUGCUUAA